Molecule: messenger RNA, 3063 nt
Organism: Orussus abietinus
Lineage: Eukaryota; Metazoa; Arthropoda; Insecta; Hymenoptera; Orussidae
Product: zinc finger protein 93
Exons: 2
Coding region: 380-2992 (870 amino acids)
Biological process (GO): regulation of transcription by RNA polymerase II
Cellular component (GO): nucleus
Molecular function (GO): DNA-binding transcription activator activity, RNA polymerase II-specific; zinc ion binding; RNA polymerase II cis-regulatory region sequence-specific DNA binding
Source: RefSeq, a predicted model, not a curated record
GAACGCACAGAAGGAGAGCAAGCAAGAGCCUGUACUACAUUUCCGUAUUCGGGAAGAAACGAUCUCUUUAUCUCAUACGUUGCUAGAAUGAGUAAAAAAGAGACAUCACCAGUCUCCCAAUAUAACAAGUGGGGAGGACGAAUAAUGCGAUUUGACUGUGAAAACAAUAUCGUGAGCACCCAGUAAUGUCACGUAAGGGAGAAAGUAACCUGUAAAAAAAAAAUGUUAUCAAUAUAAAUAUACACAUGCGAGCAACAUCCCUUGAAGCUGUUGUUCAAAAAAUUAAAACAAUUCCAUGGACGACGAUAGAUGUUUAUCGAGAGAUUCUAUAUACACGGGAGUGAUCCGUCCCCUGAAAGUUUAGGUUAUGUGACAAGCAAUGUGUGAAAUGACAACGAAACAUCAAAACUGCCGAUUGUGCUUAAAGGCUUUUAGCAAUGAAUAUUUGACGGAGAUCUUUUCUAAAUCGUGCGCAACCGACGUUCAGCUAUCUUCGAAAAUUAUGGUUUGCGUAGCUCUCACAGUUCAAGAAGACGAUGAAUUUCCUAAAUAUGUUUGUAAAGUCUGUGAGGAUAAUGUUAACCAAUUUUAUAUGUUUCGUAAGACCUGUUAUCAAGCAUACUUCUCCUUAUUACAAAAUUACACAUGUUUCGAUCUUGAACGAUUGAAAUGUAAAAAUAUUGCAACUCUAAGAUGUGACGAUGAAAUAGUACAUAAGCAUGAAAAUAUUCCAAAUGAAACAAAAAAUGUUGAAACUGGAAGUGAAAUGAAUAAAACUAAAAAAUAUCAUAACAAAACAAACAAAAGAAAAAUAUAUCCUUAUGAAUCAAAAUUUAAAAUGAGGAUAAAUAAAAAAGAAAAAUGCAAAGGUGGUACAUUAAAUAGCGCUACACCAUUGGAAACACAACUGCUUUUAAAAAACAGUAUUCAGGAUAAAACUAUAAGCAUCAACAAUGAAUAUUCACUUUCCAAUGAAGCUAUCAAAAGUGAAUCGCAUAACGAUGUAACAGUUCUAAAUGCUUCCGAUGUUAGACUUAUACUGAAAGCUCCGUUAAACGAAAGUAAAUCUUUGAUGCAAUCAAAAAGCCCUGAAAAGAAGUGGCACUCAAAAUUACUUCCAGUUCUAAACAAACCUACUUUUGAUAAAAAAAUGACCAAUCAAGAAAUGAAUGAAGACAGAGUGGACUUAAAAACUGAAACUGAUCAAGAUAAAGAUGAAAGACAAACAAAAUUUAAUUUAGUUUUGCAGGAAAAUAUACCAAAACAUCAUAUUGUUUGCACGAAAGAAAAAAAAAAAGAUUCCAUUCACAUUAAAAAUCCCAUUGAACAGAAUUUAAAAAAAACAAAACGUAUGAAGUACACAAAUACUGUAAAUGCAAUGCAACAAGAUGACGGUUAUGAAGUACAUGCUAAUUCUCACAUAAAAAAGACAAAUAUAGCAAUGGUGUCAAGCAUACGAUCCACUGAUAAUAUAGACUUAAUCGAAAACAAUGUGCUUAUCAAGGAAAGAGAGAAUUUAACGUCUGACAUUAAUUACUCAGAACAAUAUUACGAGGUAGAAGAAAUACAGGAACACGUAAUCGAUGGUCAAAAUGUCGUGCAAAAGAUAAAAUACAAAUGCUUACGCUGUUAUCUGCUAUUCGAUGAUCUGGAUUCAGCUGCCCUUCAUUACAGUAAUUGUCAAAUAAAUAAAGAAAAACUGUCUAAUGAAUUAACAAUUAAUACGUCCAACUGUGACGUUAUUUUUAAAUAUUCAGAGGAAGAAAUUGAAAAUGUGGAAAAAAUCAGUGCUAGAAAAGAAAAUGAAAUGAUAUCAAAAGUAACAAACCUUGUGCAAUUAAACGCAGUUGAAAAUGAUUCCAAUAUGCCGACAAAACUAAAUUGUUCCAGACAAUUGAGCUUAGAGGAAAGAAAUAAUUCUGCCAAUGAGUUGGCCAUUCGAAAUAUGUCAAUGGAUAAUGAAAGUGAAUUGGAUGAGGAAAAAGUAAUGACACAUAACAAUCCAGUUAAUGAAUUUAAACAGCGAAACAAAAUCACAGCCGCCAGCCGAUCAAAGAAGUGUAAAACUCAUAAACGUAAAGAUCAACAUACAUGUCCUGAAUGUAGUGCUACAUUUAAUAGCCCAUCAUUAUUGAGACGUCAUUCAACAGUUCAUACAGGUGAGCGACCUUAUACGUGCGAAAUCUGUAACAGACGAUUCUCCUUAAUAGAGCAGCUAAAUUUCCACCGCAACUUUCAUAAGAAUCCUAGGCAUCGAUGUGAGAUUUGCGAAAAGCCUUUCUUAAGGCCAAGCGACAUUGAAAAACACAUGCGUACACACACUGGUGAAAAGCCAUUUAAUUGUAAUUUAUGUCCAAAAGCUUUUUCACAAUUGGCAGCUUUGCAUCAACACGAAAGAACACAUACUGGAGAUAAACCGUACACCUGUGAAAUCUGUGGAAAAGGAUUUUCCCAAAAGGCAAACAUGACCAAGCAUUUCAAAAUCCAUAAAGAGGGUACAAAACCUCAUACGUGUCAAAUUUGCGGAAGGAGCUUCUCUGACAUAAAGGAAAUGGAAUUGCACAGAGCUGGACAUAACGGUGGCAGGCCGAGGAAAUGCAAUCACUGUAGCGAGAGCUUCAGAAAAAUUUCAGAAUUAAAUCACCAUAUUCAGAGGUUUCACACCUUUGAGAGACCUCACAAAUGUAAAAUUUGUUCAAAGGCAUUUUAUUCUAUGUAUAAUUUGAAGCAACACGUUUUAAUCCACACUGGACUGAAACCCUAUGCCUGUAGCAAGUGUGAUCAUAAGUUUACACAAAAAGGAAAUUUAACUAAACAUUUUGAAAGGAAACACUUGGAUCUCCUUGUGGACAAUAAUAAAUACAUUAUUCUUGAUAAUAAAAGGUACACAGAAAAUGAGGUAUUGGUCAUGGACGGUUCAAAAGAGGAAAACUUGACUAGUCUAUUAAUUGUCGAACACGAAGAGACUGUACCCCUAAGAGAAGAGAUAUAAAUAUUACUUGUACUAAAAUGUAAAUAUUGUUUGAUAUGGGAAAGAUGAAUAAAUAGAUUAUUAAUAUGUAA